GAGUCUCUCCGUUUCAGGGUGUAUCUUUGGUCUGGGCCUGUCACCUGGCAAGCCGUCACAAACCCUGUUUUUGAAACCUGAGAACAUUGAGCAAGCGAACAAUUGGUGGAUUGACAUCUCGACCUGCAUACUUUGACCCUCUCUCUCUCUCUCUCUCUCUCUUUCUCUCAAUGCAGCCCUUUUCUAUCUCAUCGUUACGACCUAAAUAAACCACCAUGACAGUAACCUGAAUGACAACUGACCACCAAGAUGACCACCAACAACCUACUCCCAUCCACAACAAGAUCAGCCAUAACCACCACCACCACUCUCCAUUGGCUCUACAUCACCAUCACCAUCCUCCUCCUCCUCACGGCCCUAAGCGCCGCCGACCCCGCCCUCACCCAGCAAGCCACGACCAUCAUCGUCGUCACAGUGACUGCCACCACCGUCGCGACGCCCACCGUCCCCCACCCACCCUCCUACACCUCGCUCGACCUCUUCGCCAACACCAUCCUCAGCGUCACCAACUCCUACCGCCAAGCCCACAACGCCAGCAACCUCAUCUGGAACAAGAGCUUGGCCGAGUACGCGAAGAAAUGGGCCGAAGGGUGUAGAUGGGCGCAUUCGCACGGCCCCUACGGCGAGAACCUAGCCUUUGGGUUCCCGAACGCCUCGGCCGCCGUCGCCGCCUGGGGCGACGAGGGCCUGCGCUACAACUUCCGGGACCCGACGGGGUUCACUGAGGAGACGGGCCACUUCACGCAGCUGGUGUGGCGGGCGACGACCGAGGUGGGCUGCGCGGCGGUGGACUGUGGGGUGGAUGUGAAUGAUGGGAAGGAUUCGCAGGGGACGAAGAAUGGGGAUACUGCCAACAAGAAUGGCAGCAACAACGGGGAAGGCAUCAAUGGCAUCCAGCGGCCGCAGGGCUGGUACGUGGUGUGUGAGUAUACGCCCCCGGGGAAUGUGAUCGGGGGCAAUGAGAAGCUGGGCGAUAAGGCGUUCUUUCGCAUCAAUGUGCAGGCGUCGAGUACGUAUUCGGGGCCGUGGCAGACCGCCGGCAAUAGUGGGGGGAGUAAGACUUCCGUUGCGUCGAGUACGUCGGGAGCUGCUGCUGCUGUUGCUGCUGUCUUAAGGGGAAAGAGUUGGCGGUGGGUUGUUUAUGGGCUUGUUGUUCUGGGGUCUGGGGGUCUGGGUCAGUGGGUGGUGGAUUAUCUGGUUGUUUAGUCUAUAUUUUUGUUGCAGGUCUGAAAG
Aspergillus fijiensis CBS 313.89 is the source of this 1233-nucleotide messenger RNA. Its product is annotated as putative extracellular SCP domain protein Pry1. Gene Ontology annotation, cellular component: extracellular region. The transcript has 2 exons. NCBI's taxonomy places the organism in Eukaryota, Fungi, Ascomycota, Eurotiomycetes, Eurotiales, Aspergillaceae. The record is from RefSeq and is a predicted model, not a curated record. The coding region runs from base 250 to 1206 and encodes 318 amino acids.